This is a messenger RNA of Humulus lupulus (European hop), 913 nucleotides long. RefSeq lists its product as uncharacterized. The transcript is spliced from 2 exons. The record is from RefSeq and is a predicted model, not a curated record. NCBI's taxonomy places the organism in Eukaryota, Viridiplantae, Streptophyta, Magnoliopsida, Rosales, Cannabaceae. Bases 16 to 885 code for a protein of 289 amino acids.
CAUUUUCAGGAUUCAAUGGAGUUUUUCAAAAAAGCCAGGAUGGUACGGCUGCGGAGUCACCACGAUAAGUUCCUAUUAGCCGAAGACGACGAAGAAGCCGUCGUGCAAGAUCGGAAUGGUUUGGUAAGGAACGCCAGAUGGAGCGUGGAGCUGUUGGAGGAGGCCAAAGUUUUACGCUUAAAGAGCUGUUACGGCAAAUACUUAAUGGCCUCAAACAUGCCCUUCCUUCUGGGAAUGACGGGCAAGAAAGUCAUUCAAAAUCUGCCCAAAAAGUUAGAUUCAUCCGUUGAAUGGGAGCCCAUCAGAGAAGGAUUCCAGGUCCGACUCAAGACCCGCUACGGCCAAUUUCUCCGCGCCAACGGUGGCUUGCCGCCGUGGCGCAACUCCAUCACGCAUGACAUCCCUCAUAGAGCCGCAACUGAGGAUUGGGUUUUGUGGGAUGUGGACGUUAUAGAGAUUCGCGUGCCAUCUCCCAUACGUCCACGACCAAAGUCGGCCCUGAUUGAGGCUGUUCAUUCGCCUUCUGAGAUCAUCAACUCUCCGGCCGGAAUCGAACUCACUUCUACUCCUAAGCGAAAUAAGAAGUCAGGUGAUUUUGAUAAUGGAUUGGUGGUGGUGAAAGCCGAAGGUAGAAUGAUUUACUAUUGUGUGUUUAACGAAAAAGAAGAGGUUGGUGACGGUAAAAAAGAGCUCUCAUUCGUAUUCAAGGAUAGUGGGGUAGAAGAGUUGAAACAAAGGUUGAAGGAUGAUACUGGACUAGACGACGUCGUUAUAUGUUCCCGUAAUCCAUUGAAUGGGAAGCUUUAUCCUCUUCGCUUGCAUCUUCCUCCUAACAAUUCUGAUAUGCAUGUUGUCGUGGUUCCUUCUUCGUUAUCUAAAGGUUAGUCUUUAAGAUAUAUAUUGAUUCCUCUGU